AUGUCCACUCCUACCAAGCUCAUCGCGGAGCUGGCCAACCUCCCCAAGUUCUUUGAGGAGCAGAAGCAGUGCAACCUCGACUCGGAUGCCAUGUCUGAGUUGAUGCGCGCGCAGGCAACGUGCAUCAGCGCAAAGAACAGGCGGCCGAACCAAAAGUGCUCAUCAUUCAACCUGUACUUGACUGAUAUCGAGUACACGAUCCUCGCGGACAGCAUGACGCCUUGGUCUGCUAAGUUCGCAUCUGUGAAAAAGAGGUGCCUCUUCAUCGGGCUCCUCCUGCCGAGUGAGAAGACGAAAGGGCACAUCUUGGAGUGCAUCUAUGUGGCCAACGGGCUGCCGCUGGAGAAGGGGAAAGAUUGGUUCGCCCAUUUGAAUAACAUCAAGGAGGCGCUUGCGCCGUUGGGCACUGUCAAGUACCCAUUUGAGUUUAUGACAGAGUUUCCGCUUUCGCCCAAGGAUCUCCCGAGUGAAACCUACAAGCAUGCAUACGAGACGGACCCGCCGUCGAUGAAGGAGUACCGCGAGCUGACGUUCGGAACAGUCCGACAGAGCUCGACCGCCUAUAAGCGCGCGCAUACGGGAGCUGAAGAAGCGGAGUCGCAGCUGUUCAUGGCGGAAGCCUGCAGGCAGAUCGGCGCCCAGAUGCUCCUGCAGGGCAUGAUGAAGGGUCUCCCUAGCACGAGUGCAGGCAUGGACCCGUAUAACAUGCUGCAGUGCUUCCGUUCUUCCGCCGGCGCGGGCGCGUCGUCGGCCUCGCACCUGCCCGAGCCGAAGGGCAGCCGCUCCGCCGCCGAGCCCACUGGAGCGGCCGAGCCCAAGGCUGGCGUCCGCGCCGACGACAGCGCUGGAACAUUCCCCAUGCCUCCCCCAGCUGUCGACGAGAAGGCUGGCGCCUGCGCCGGCGACAGCGAUGCGAGCGAGGAAUCUGCUGCGGAGCGCUUGCGCACGAAGGCGACAGGCAAGGGCAAAGCGGCUGGCCGCAUGCCGCGCCCCGCAGCUUCGGCCUCCGCUGCAAAGCGCCCCGCAUCGGCCGCCCCUUCGUCGGGCGACGCCGAUCCGCCACCGAUGAAGAAGGCGAAAGAGGCCAAGCAGGGCGGCGUCACAGAGAGUGAUUUGCCAAAGGGCUUCAAGCUCAAUCUGAAGGAGUUUCUCUCCAAGAGUGUCGCAGCAAAAUACCCGUCCAAGGGCGCAUACACCUCCAAGCUAUACGCGGAGGGUGGGAAGCAGGCCAGGGAUAAACAAUUGAGCUCGGACGAUGUGAAGCUCGCCCAGAAGGUCGCGCACAGCAUUGGCUCAUCUUUCUGGGCCAACUGUGGCUUGUAG
Messenger RNA from Prorocentrum cordatum, 1323 nucleotides. The record is from the annotation of a GenBank genome assembly. NCBI's taxonomy places the organism in Eukaryota, Dinophyceae, Prorocentrales, Prorocentraceae.